AUGUGUGGAAGUAGAUGUGAAGUCGUUCAGGAGAAGAUGUGUGGAAGUAGAUGUGAAGUCGUUCAGGAGAUGAUGUGUGGAAGUAGAUGUGAAGUCGUUCAGGAGAAGGUGUGUGGAAGUAGAUGUGAAGUCGUUCAGGAGAAGAUGUGUGGAAGUAGAUGUGAAGUCGUUCAGGAGAUGAUGUGUGGAAGCGAGGAAAGAGACCAAAAGAAGCAAGGACAAACAGAAACACAACCUGACAGACAGACUGGCAGAAACACAGUCAAGCUUACAGAGAGUCAGACAAAAACAGUACCUGCAGACACAGACAGACUGGCAGAAACACAGUCAAGCUUACAGAGAGUCAGACAAAAACAGUACCUGCAGACACAGACAGACUGGAAGAAACACAGUCAAGCUUACAGAGAGUCAGACAAAAACAGUACCUGCAGACACAGACAGACUGGCAGAAACACAGUCAAGCUUACAGAGAGUCAGACAAAUACAGUACCUGCAGACACAGACAGACUGGCAGAAACACAGUCAAGCUUACAGAGAGUCAGACAAAAACAGUACCUGCAGACACAGACAGACUGGCAGAAACACAGUCAAGCUUACAGAGAGUCAGACAAAAACAGUACCUGCAGACACAGACAGACUGGCAGAAACACAGUCAAGCUUACAGAGAGUCAGACAAAUACAGUACCUGCAGACACAGACAGACUGGCAGAAACACAGUCAAGCUUACAGAGAGUCAGACAAAAACAGUACCUGCAGACACAGACAGACUGGCAGAAACACAGUCAAGCUUACAGAGAGUCAGACAAAAACAGUACCUGCAGACACAGACAGACUGGCAGAAACACAGUCAAGCUUACAGAAAGUCACACAAAAACAGUACCUGCAGACACAGACAGACUGGAAGAAACACAGUCAAGCUUACAGAGAGUCAGACAAAAACAGUACCUGCAGACACAGACAGACUGGCAGAAACACAGUCAAGCUUACAGAGAGUCAGACAAAUACAGUACCUGCAGACACAGACAGACUGGCAGAAACACAGUCAAGCUUACAGAGAGUCAGACAAAAACAGUACCUGCAGACACAGACAGACUGGAAGAAACACAGUCAAGCUUACAGAGAGUCAGACAAAAACAGUACCUGCAGACACAGACAGACUGGCAGAAACACAGUCAAGCUUACAGAGAGUCACACAAAAACAGUACCUGCAGACACAGACAGACUGGCAGAAACACAGUCAAGCUUACAGAGAGUCAGACAAAAACAGUACCUGCAGACACAGACAGACUGGCAGAAACACAGUCAAGCUUACAGAGAGUCACACAAAAACAGUACCUGCAGACACAGACAGACUGGCAGAAACACAGUCAAGCUUACAGAGAGUCACACAAAAACAGUACCUGCAGACACAGACAGACUGGAAGAAACACAGUCAAGCUUACAGAGAGUCAGACAAAAACAGUACCUGCAGACACAGACAGACUGGCAGAAACACAGUCAAGCUUACAGAGAGUCAGACAAAAACAGUACCUGCAGACACAGACAGACUGGCAGAAACACAGUCAAGCUUACAGAGAGUCACACAAAAACAGUACCUGCAGACACAGACAGACUGGCAGAAACACAGUCAAGCUUACAGAGAGUCAGACAAAUACAGUACCUGCAGACACAGACAGACUGGCAGAAACACAGUCAAGCUUACAGAGAGUCAGACAAAAACAGUACCUGCAGACACAGACAGACUGGCAGAAACACAGUCAAGCUUACAGAGAGUCACACAAAAACAGUACCUGCAGACACAGACAGACUGGCAGAAACACAGUCAAGCUUACAGAGAGUCAGACAAAAACAGUACCUGCAGACACAGACAGACUGGAAGAAACACAGUCAAGCUUACAGAGAGUCAGACAAAAACAGUACCUGCAGACACAGACAGACUGGCAGAAACACAGUCAAGCUUACAGAGAGUCAGACAAAAACAGUACCUGCAGACACAGACAGACUGGCAGAAACACAGUCAAGCUUACAGAGAGUCACACAAAAACAGUACCUGCAGACACAGACAGACUGGCAGAAACACAGUCAAGCUUACAGAGAGUCAGACAAAUACAGUACCUGCAGACACAGACAGACUGGCAGAAACACAGUCAAGCUUACAGAGAGUCAGACAAAAACAGUACCUGCAGACACAGACAGACUGGAAGAAACACAGUCAAGCUUACAGAGAGUCAGACAAAAACAGUACCUGCAGACACAGACAGACUGGAAGAAACACAGUCAAGCUUACAGAGAGUCAGACAAAAGCAGUACCUGCAGACACAGAUCUCUAGACAGAAUGGCAGAAACACAGUCAAGCUUACAGAGAGUCAGACAAAAACAGUACCUGACAGACAGGGGUCAACACACACAGAGACAGAUAGACAGACAGACAGACAAAGGAAAACUGUACCAGAAGAAACACGGACAGACAACCAGACAAAGGAAAAACUGUACCAGAAGAAACACGGACAGACAGACAGACAAAGGAAAACUGCACCAGAAGAAACACGGACAGACACGCAGACAAAGGAAAAACUGUACCAGAAGAAACACGGACAGACAGACAGACAAAGAAAAAACUGUACCAGAAGAAACACGGACAGAAAGACAGACAGACAAAGGAAAACUGUACCAGAAGAAACACGGACAGACAGACAGACAGAGGAAAAACUGCACCAGAAGAAACACGGACAGACAGACAGACAAAGAAAAAACUGUACCAGAAGAAACACGGACAGAAAGACAGACAGACAAAGGAAAACUGUACCAGAAGAAACACGGACAGACAGACAGACAAAGGAAAAACUGUACCAGAAGAAACACGGACAGACAGACAGACAAAGGAAAACUGCACCAGAAGAAACACGGACAGACAGACAGACAAAGAAAAAAACUGUACUAGAAGAAACACGGACAGAAAGACAGACAGACAAAGGAAAACUGUACCAGAAGAAACACGGACAGACAGACAGACAAAGAAAAAACUGUACCAGAAGAGACACGGACAGAAAGACAGACAGACAAAUGAAAACUGCACCAGAAGAAACACGGACAGACAGACAGACAAAGGAAAAAAUGUACCAGAAGAAACACGGACAGACAGAUAGACAAAGGAAAAACUGCACCAGAAGAAACACGGACAGACAGACAGACAAAGAAAAAACUGUACCAGAAGAAACACGGACAGAAAGACAGACAGACAAAGGAAAACUGUACCAGAAGAAACACGGACAGACAGACAGACAGACAAAGGAAAACUGUACCAGAAGAAAAACGGAGACAGACAGACAGACAAAGGAAAAACUGUACCAGAAGAAACACGGACAGACAGACAGACAGAGAAAGGAAAAACUAUACCAGAAGAAACACGGAGACAGAUAG
Haliotis rufescens (red abalone) is the source of this 3420-nucleotide messenger RNA. Its product is annotated as putative protein tag-278. The record is from RefSeq and is a predicted model, not a curated record. The transcript is spliced from 2 exons. NCBI's taxonomy places the organism in Eukaryota, Metazoa, Mollusca, Gastropoda, Lepetellida, Haliotidae. Bases 1 to 3420 code for a protein of 1139 amino acids.